UUAAUUGCAGUUGCCAGUCAGUCUUUAGCUAGGAAAGGGCUAAAAAAUGCUCUGUUCACAGUCCUCUCAUUCAUUCUUCCUCAAACAACUUCUUCUUCUUCUUCUUCUUCUUCUGUACUUGAAACCCUCUUGUUUCCUUCUUCAUCAUCUUCCUCCUCCUCUUCCUUCCCCCAAUUUCAUCCAACUCCUCAAAUUCACUCUAAGUUCAGCAAUUUCUCUAUCAUAUCAUAUUCCACCAAAAACCUGGUUCCCAACUUCACUGAUUUUCUCUAUUUCACUCUAUUUUACUCAUUUUACAAAGAUUUAAUCUUUCCACAAUGAAUCUUACAGGAAAAUCUUUCUGGGUUUCUCUGUUCUUUCUUCUCCAAUCACACUUACUCUGUUUUUCAUACCCUACUCCAUUGAACUGUUCAGACACAACUCGCUUAUGCACAUCGUUUUUAGCCUUCAAGCCCAAUUCAAACGAAACCCUAGCGGUGAUUCAGAGCAUGUUCGACGUGUUGCCCGAAGACUUGACAUUCGAAGGCAACGGCCGAGACUAUGUGUUUAUUCGGAAGAACUGUUCUUGUUUUCGGAGUAUUAAGAAGUACUUGACUAACACUACAUACACUGUGAGAGAAAAUAGUGGAUCUGUGCAUGAUGUGGUGGUUCAAGCCUAUGAUGGGUUGGCUUUUUUCCCCAAUAAUACGAAGGCGGCGCGUGCUCGGGCGGUGGUGCCUCUGCGGUUGUUCUGUGGGUGCUCCAGUGGGUUGUGGAAUUACUUGAUGAGUUAUGUGAUGA
Messenger RNA from Camellia sinensis, 780 nucleotides. NCBI's taxonomy places the organism in Eukaryota, Viridiplantae, Streptophyta, Magnoliopsida, Ericales, Theaceae. The record is from RefSeq and is a predicted model, not a curated record.